Molecule: messenger RNA, 1038 nt
Organism: Dictyostelium purpureum
Lineage: Eukaryota; Evosea; Eumycetozoa; Dictyosteliales; Dictyosteliaceae
Exons: 1
Source: RefSeq, a predicted model, not a curated record
AUUCCAAUGGGUGUCAAGAGAGUUGUUUUUGGUAAUAAAAUAAAUCAGCCAUUAAAAAUUGGCUCGAUACCAGACGGAGUAGAGUCAAUUGUGUUUGGUAAUAGAUUUAAUAACUCGGUUACACCGCAAGGUAUAAUACCAACAUCGUGCAAAUCAAUAGUUUUUGGCGAAGAGUAUAACAAAAAAUUAACGAUUGGGUCCCUUCCCGACAGCUUAGAGUAUCUUUCAUUUGGUUCAGAGUUUAACGAAGAAAUACAGAUAGGUGAAAUUCCUAAUAGAGUCCAAACAAUUAAAUUUGGAAGAAAAUUUAAUCAGUUAAUUAAUGAACAUGUUUUGCCACAGAGUGUCACAUCCAUUACAUUCGGUGAAUGGUAUAAUAAAAUUCUUUUACCACAUUCUUUGCCACCGUUUCUAGAGUAUCUAGCACUUGGUUCGUCUUAUAACAGACCAAUCAAAGAUGUCAUUCCAGCUUCGUUAAAGUCAUUAUCAUUAGGGGGUUAUUUUAACCAAACAUUGGCAGAGGGUGACCUACCACUUUCUCUAGAGUCUCUUGUAUUUUCAAAUAAUUUUAACAAGCCCAUUAGAGUUGGUUCAAGGUUAGUGAUCCCACCUAAUGUUCAUACAAUAGUUUUUGGGAAUGGUUUUAACCAGGCUCUAUAUGAAGGCGAUCUUCCUCUUUCUCUGACAUCUCUUUCUUUUGGCCAAUGUUUUAAUCAAAUUCUAAAUAAAGGGUGCAUACCACCUAAUGUACAUACACUUGUGUUUGGUAAUAGCUUCAAUCAAACAUUAAACAAAGGUGAUUUACCACCUAGUAUCACAUCUCUUUCGUUUGGCCAAUGGUUCAAUCAACCAAUUAGAGAUGUAAUACCACCCAGUAUUACUUCCCUUUCUCUAGGUAACAAGUUUGAUCAAGAUUCAUACAAACUAUUAAUUGCAUUACCUUUACUAGAAACACUAAAGAUUGGUGAAAACUUUGAUCCUAAAUUUAAAAAUGGAAUUCCAAGCUCACUUCAUACUUUGAUUAUACCAACUCACUAU